Messenger RNA from Leucoraja erinaceus (little skate), 2677 nucleotides. It is a transcript of the gene stra6, whose product is annotated as signaling receptor and transporter of retinol STRA6. Gene Ontology annotation, cellular component: plasma membrane. The transcript has 17 exons. The coding region runs from base 419 to 2455 and encodes 678 amino acids. Gene Ontology annotation, molecular function: retinol transmembrane transporter activity; signaling receptor activity. The record is from RefSeq and is a predicted model, not a curated record. Gene Ontology annotation, biological process: vitamin A import into cell. NCBI's taxonomy places the organism in Eukaryota, Metazoa, Chordata, Chondrichthyes, Rajiformes, Rajidae.
GAGGCGGUGCACCUGGGCAUAGUAUCCACAUCCAAUUAAAGGGCCCAUUCCCUCCCCUUUAUCUGCGAGAUAACAAAUAACUUUGUAAGAACUUUUGUCUUUAAACUGGGCGGGCAGAGCAGUCGACUGCCGUCCAAAGAAAGAGCCCGCAUGAGCCAGGAAUGACCGUGCCCGCUUGCAGCAACGAUACACCGACAGUGUGAUCCAGCUCAAAGCUUGUCCCAAAGGUAUUAACUUACCAGAAGUAGGAGGCGCGGAGAAAUCCAUUCAUCAAAGCAGUCUUGUGUAGUGUGGGACACUUGCACUGAUCUGGAUUACUGCACCCAGGGACUUGGAGCAACAAGGUACCCGAGAUUUAAGAUACAGCGAGCUAGCUCGAGGAUCAGAGCCGCGUUGAAAUCCAGGUAACAAACACACGAUGGACUCCAAAGACGAGGUGAACUAUAUGGAUUAUACAGACUGGUACAUCGAUGAUCCUGUGGACACUGCUCUUCCCGCUGAGUUAGCUCCGUGCAAUCCCAUUAUCCGAGUUGAUUUGUUUCACAUCUCUGCGGCAGGCGUCUCUGUUGUGGUGCUGGUGUUGCUGUCGUUCUUUGUGAAGCGCAGGUGGAUGUGGAGAAGUUGGUGCGGUGGUGCUCCCGGCCUGUUGCAUCCAGCCGGGUUCUUGGAGAGCGACUGUCAUCGAGGGAUUGCUGCCGCCGUGUUUGGCGUGCUUGUCUGUUCCGUGUGUGCUGUGGCCAUUGACAGUACACCCCUGCCCAUUGGCCUGCAUUACUCCAAGGAGACCAAAGAGUACUGGAAGAUAGCUGCAUUACUGUACUACCCUGCUCUGUACUACCCCCUCCUCGCUUGUGCAACAGUCAAAAACAAAGUGGGCUACCUGCUCGGAAGUCUCCUGUCCUGGCUGCACUCUGGAGUACUCAUCUGGCAGAAAGUUGAAUGCCCCUUAUCACGAGAGGUAAUUAUUUCUGCUUAUGCAACAGCCUUAAGUUUUAAUUGGAGACUUAAUUCUGUCCCUAAGAACCGUGUAAACAGUAUCACGAUUGUGAAGUUUGGAAAUUACUGGAGUCCUGCCGGGUAUUUAUCCCUUUAUCCCUCUUCUUCCUUCCUACCCCACCUUCAGUGGCAAGCCGAUGAAUACUACAUGGAUUACUUGAGAGAAUUGUUGAAGAAAAGGCCAUCCAAGAACAGUGCGGGCACAGAUCAGUCGUGCAUCUCGUCCAAAGUCAGGACUUUGUUGAGAUCCUAUGUCUACAUACCGAUGAAAGGUAAAAGCCUGAAGCUCAAAUUCUCCGUGCAACUAUCUCUUGCUCUAUUUGCCCUCUGGCAGGUUGCCCUUCUCCUUGUAGUGGACGUGGUCCCAACCCUGCAGAAGAUGCGCGCUGGUGUCCAUGAAGAGUUCUCCUACGUGCUGGAAGGGUUCGGGAUCAACCUGUCGGAUAAGAGGGCUGAAGUGAUCCGAAUCGUCAAAUAUUACUUUUGGAUCGUGGAAGUUUGUUACAUCUCUGCAAUCACUACCUCCUGCUGUUUCACCUUGUCCAUGUUAAUGAGGUCAAUGGUUUUGCACAGGGAGAACCUGCUGAGCCUCUAUCGAGGAGACACGGGCAAAGUCUUCAACGUCCAGAGGCGUAUCAGACCAUCUCAGUCUGCCAUUGUCAGUUGGAUGAGCUUCACCGGCUACCAAGUUGCCCACGUCGCUUUGGGUCUGUCCAUCCAGCUGCUGGUAUUCUUCAUGUGUUUUGGCCUAUUUGCCUUUCUAAUUGUUGUCCCCAUUCUCCAUGGGCGAAACCUGUUUCUCUUCAAGAUCCUCGAAACUAUGUGGCCCUUCUGGCUGGCUCUGGUUGUAGUCCUGAUGAUUCAACACGUCCUUGCUCGGUUCCUGUUCCUGCACAAGGACGGCAAAACCCUGAGUAUUACCAACAGGCGAGGCCUCUACAUCUUCACGUACCUGUUCUUUAUGUUCAACGUGCUGAUCGGCUCCAUUGUUGCAGUGUGGCGGGUAGGCCUGACAGCGGUCUACAACAUCAUUCACUUCUGCAGGUUGGACAUGAGCCUUCUCCACAGAGGGGCGGAGUGCUUUGACCCAGCCUAUCGCUGUUAUGUCGGAUUCCUGCUGGUGGAAGUCAGCCAUUCGCACCCAGUGAUGAAAGCGUUCUGCUUCCUCCUUCUCCGCUCCCAGGACUUGGGGUUGAGUAGAGGCGACAGAUGCAAGAAUGAGGAAGAAGGGAUCCAGUUGAUGUCCAAUCUGACGUUGUCCAAGACGGCCAGGUCCAGGCGUGUGCGGGCGAGGUGGCACUUGGCUUUCACCCUCCUGCGCAACCCAAUAUUGAUCGCUUCCAGGAAGCCGGAAGUCUGCUCGGUCGCUGAUCUGGUUUCAAAUGGAGAAUUGAACUCUUCCUCCCAACACAGCCCAGAUGACAAUCUCACUAAAUCUGAACUUUGUGAAAAGGAGUAGGGCUGCUUGAGAAUGUUGAUUCUGUUCCCCUUAUGAUUCUGAUGUUGGUCAAAAAUCGACAGCGAUUUUAACGAUCUUGUGUAAAGGUUGUACACAUGCCCCUCUCUGAGGACGUCAUUUCUGGUCCCAUUCCUACCCCCCCAAAUCAAUCAAUGGUUGAUUGCAAAUGCAGGGUUUGGCCACUAGGUAUCUCAGCGGAGGCACUCAAAGCUGGAGAAACUC